AUGUCCUUAGCCGUUGCUAUCGCAUUAAUUGUUCUUAUAACGGAGUUUAUUCUUUGGUUUGGAUAUUCACAAAUCGCGAGUUUGGCAUACGGCAUUUAUUUAAAUGUUUUUGAAAAGGAGAGGAUACAAAAACAAAGGAAAAUCAAGAGAGACAUAUUGAAUGUUAAACAUGACUUGACAAGAACAAGUUCUCAGGAUCAAUUCGCCAAAUGGGCAAAGCUGAGACGAAAAUUGGAUAGUAAAAUGAGCGAAUUAGAUAAAAUUAUUCCAUUAUAUCAUAGUUACGCACCUGAAUCCUUGAAACAACAAGGUCCUUUGGUGAUCCAAUGGUGUACCAUAAAUAUUCAGAAAUUCACACCCAUUGUAGUGCAAUGGGUUAAUACUAAUGCGAAAACAUUAUGUAACGUUAUUAUUGAGAAAGCUAAACCGGUAGCAAUUACAAAGGUACCUCCUUCAACAAAUAAAGCAUCAGUCGCUUCAACAUCAAAAGAAGAGGAUCUUAUUAAUAGUACCGAGACAAAGGAGGACGAGAAAGUCUUGGAAAGAGGUUAA
Messenger RNA from Funneliformis caledonium, 552 nucleotides. Lineage: Eukaryota; Fungi; Glomeromycota; Glomeromycetes; Glomerales; Glomeraceae. The record is from the annotation of a GenBank genome assembly.